CAGAGCUAAUUUCAAAGUGGGUCACAAAUUUUGCAAUUUAUUAAUUAAUGACUGUAAAAAUCGAACCAAAAACUGCGCUAACUACGUGCUUUUAGCUCUGAGUAAUAAGUGAAAUCAAUCUUCGCAGAAAUUGAGCAGAGAAUGGUCUGAAAAAUGAAAUAUUAAAUGUGCGAAACUCGAUGAGAUUUGCUGUCGCUGUAUAUACGUAAGUUGUUGAAGAAAAGGGACGACCGCGAGAGGACGCAAAAGCAAUCAAAUACAAAGGGCAUCUUCGGAUUGCGGAUGAAGAGUAUAGCGUCGAAAGGGAGCAGCAAAAUCAGAGAAAGGCCAUGAAUAAAACGGCAGCGGCAAAACAACAAUCGUUUGCAUUAUUUCUGCUGGCUUUGGUCGUAAUUGGAACCACACCCGGAAGAGUACAGCCAGUGUCGGCGGCUGCAGCUCGGGACGGUGCUUCUACAGUGGGAGGAGACUGGGACGAUCCACUGGAUGAGGAGGAAGGAUACUGUGCUCCGUACAAUGGGAAGGUUUGCAAAUCGUUCGUCAAUAGUCGGCAAGUUUGGUACAGCCGAGAGGACGGCGCUGGAGGUUGGGAGAAUGAGAAGAUAACCGCUGCUUUGUUUCGAGAGUUGAUCAAUGAUCUACCGGACUACUGUAGACCUGCAGCCGAGAAAUUGCUUUGUGCUUAUGCGUUUCCCCAAUGUGUCAUCAAAGAUGGGGUUACGGUACGACUGCCACUAUGUUAUGAAGACUGCGUGGCCACUCAUCUACAAUUUUGCUACAAUGAUUGGGCACUUAUCGAGGAGAAGAAGGAGCGUGGCGAUGUAAUCAAGUCGAGAGGUCACUUCCGGUUGCCGAACUGUGAGGAACUUCCGAGGUUUAACAAAAGUGCUCGUUCCUCCACUUGCUCGCACGUUGGCCUUACCGAGUUGGUCCAAGAAGAAGUUACAUACGACUGCCGCAUGGGAAAUGGUCGCUUUUAUUUGGGAAAUAUGAACGUUACCGUCACCGGAAUAGCGUGCCAAAAAUGGGACUCUCAGGAACCGCAUUCCCAUCAUAAGCCACCGUUGGUAUUCGCCGAGCUGCAGGACGCGGAAAACUAUUGUCGAAACGCUGGUGGCGAAGAACCAACUCCCUGGUGUUACACGACGGAUAAAACCGUCCGUUGGCAAGCGUGUGAUAUCCCACUCUGUCCCAAUUCGACCGACAUUAGUGCCACCAAGAAACCUGUAAACAUUGUGAUGGAAUCGGUAUUCACUCCUUCAAUGAUUUUCCUACUAUCUGGCAUUGGAUUCGUCGCAAUCGUCCUGCUGCAUUUGAUGGUGUUCCUGUGCUACCGAAUAGCUCAGCACAAUCAGAACCGACGGCAGGGAGCCGCCGGAUAUAAUACCACCUCGACGCAGGAUACUCAAGGUAUCGACAUUAACAAACUGCCCAGCAAUGUAAAUUAUCAUAGAACCGGAGCUCAACUGAAUCCUAAAUUAGAAAAACUCGAGUUCCCGCGAAAUAAUAUCAUUUAUAUUAAGGAUCUAGGUCAGGGGGCGUUUGGGCGCGUCUUCCAAGCGAAGGCUCCCGGUUUGAUAGGGGGAGAAGAUUUUACCCUGGUGGCGGUAAAAAUGCUCAAAGACGAAGCUAGUCAAGAUCUGCAGGUUGAUUUCGAACGGGAGGCAUGCCUACUCGCUGAAUUCGAUCAUCCCAACAUUGUAAAGCUGCUGGGGGUCUGUGCCAUUGGAAGCCCAAUGUGCUUGCUGUUUGAAUUUAUGGCACGUGGCGAUUUGAAUGAAUUCCUCCGGCAGUGUUCGCCUUUCGCCCAGCAAAACCGCGCAGAUAACAUCACCACUGAGCUGUCCCACGGCGAUCUGCUCAGUAUAGCAUCACAAAUCGCAUCCGGAAUGGUCUAUCUUUCGGAGAGGAAAUUUGUUCACCGAGAUCUGGCCACACGAAAUUGCUUGAUCGAUGACAAUAUGGUGGUAAAGAUUGCUGAUUUCGGCCUGUCUCACAAAAUCUAUCUGCAGGACUACUACAAAGGAGACGAAAAUGAUGCCAUCCCGAUUCGCUGGAUGCCUUUGGAAAGCAUUCUUUAUAAUAAGUAUACAAUCGAAUCGGACGUUUGGGCGUACGGUGUUUGCCUGUGGGAAAUCUUCUCAUUCGCCAUGCAACCCUACUAUGGCAUGACGCACGAAGAAGUCGUCAAAUUCGUCAAGGAGGGCAACAUGCUCAGCUGUCCGGAAAAUACGCCUUUGACGGUGUACGAUCUGAUGCGAAAGUGCUGGAGUCGAAAACCUGCAGAUCGACCUAGCUUCUCACUUAUCUACCAAAAGAUACAGCAAAUUAGGGCAGAUUUCGACGGAAAGAUGCUGAUGUAGUCCCUUCAGUGAGUAUGUUACGCAUUUCGAUUUAAAGUUAUUUGAGGUCUGUCUUACUGCCAUCCCCUUAUCGUUUUACGUACCUAUUUGCAAUUUCUUAUUGAUUAAGACUUGAAAGACUUCUACGCCAUUUUUGUUUUCUGGAUUAGCAAGACUUACUUUACAGGUACACUACUGACUGAUUUACUUUUAGCUUAUUUUUAAAACACGUUUUGCCACAAAAGGUGCUCACCAUCUGAACAGUAUUGAUAUGGUGGAUCCAUCCAGAACACAUCACACAUAUGUAGGUAACAACUACCAACCUGAACGAUUCGGGAAAAAAUGUCGUAUUCACGGUACGUUUGGCUUUUUGAUUCCAUUGCAUGGGUCUGUUUGAAGAUAACGUUAACGCAAAAGCGGUUACCGGUGGGGUCCUUUAACCAUGCGUUAUUUAUGGAAUUGAGGCGUUUAAAAAUUCCGCUUUUUAACAAUUCGUUUAUUAGACCUUAGUCAACGGCUUGGAAAAAGAAAACCUUACGGAGCCGAAGGA
Molecule: messenger RNA, 2892 nt
Organism: Ochlerotatus camptorhynchus
Lineage: Eukaryota; Metazoa; Arthropoda; Insecta; Diptera; Culicidae
Gene: Nrk
Product: Neurospecific receptor kinase
Exons: 4
Coding region: 330-2363 (677 amino acids)
Biological process (GO): positive regulation of kinase activity; multicellular organism development; positive regulation of phosphatidylinositol 3-kinase/protein kinase B signal transduction
Cellular component (GO): signaling receptor complex; plasma membrane
Molecular function (GO): transmembrane receptor protein tyrosine kinase activity; ATP binding; Wnt-protein binding
Source: RefSeq, a predicted model, not a curated record